Setaria italica (foxtail millet) is the source of this 1609-nucleotide messenger RNA. Its product is annotated as patatin-like protein 3. Gene Ontology annotation, biological process: lipid metabolic process. The coding region runs from base 105 to 1454 and encodes 449 amino acids. The record is from RefSeq and is a predicted model, not a curated record. Lineage: Eukaryota; Viridiplantae; Streptophyta; Magnoliopsida; Poales; Poaceae. The transcript has a single exon.
AUCGCGGUCUCACUCGCAUUCACGAGCUCCAGUUACUCCUCUCUGUCUCGCUACACUACUACUUCUCCCCUCGUGCGGGCUUGCCUGCUAGCGUGUCACAGCGAAUGGAGGCCUACCCGGCAGCGGCGUCGCCACAGAAGGCAGCCAUGGACAUGGACAAGCUCAUCAGCCACCAGCUCUUCUCCCUGCUCGAGAGCAAGUUCCUCUUCGGCGCCGGCGCCGGGUGCCAGUCCUCCGGCCCCGGGACGCCGGCCCGGGCGUUCCUCGACGGCGGUCGCGUGCGGGUGCUCGCCAUCGACGGCUGCGGCGCGGGCGCCGAGGACGCGUUCCUCGCCGCCGCCGUGCUCGCGAGGCUCGAGGCCAAGCUGCGGGAGCAGGCCGAGGACCCCGACGCGCGCGUGGCCGACUUCUUCGACGUGGCCGCGGGCGCCGGCGCGGGCGGCGUUCUGGCCGCGAUGCUGUUCCUGAGGGGCCCCGAUGGGCGGCCGCGGUACUCGGCCCAGGAGGCGCUCGCGUUCGUGGCCGGCAGUGUUGGAAAAAAGGACUGGGGCGGCAGGCGCGGGCGGUGGGCGAAGCUGUUCCGCCGCUCCCGGAGCGGCGAGCAGGUGUUCCGGCGCGUAUUCGGCGACGCGACGCUCAGGGACACCGUGGCCCCGCUCCUCGUUCCCUGCUACGACCUCGCCACGGGCGCGCCCUUCGUGUUCUCGCGCGCCGACGCCGUCGAGAGCGACGCCUUCGACUUCCGCCUCCGCGACGUCUGCGCCGCCACAUUCGCCGUCGGCCGCGAGCCCGUCGCCAUGAGGUCCGUCGAUGGCCUCACGGCCAUAUCCGCGGCGUGCGCGGGAGUGGCGGCAAUGGGCAACCCGGCCGCCGCAGCCAUCACGCACGUGCUCCACAACAAGCAGGAGUUCCCUCUCGCCACCGGCGUCGACGACCUCCUCGUGCUCUCCAUCGGCGCCGGCGCCGGCGCCUCCGCUUCCGUUCCCGGCGGAUCGAACACACCAAUGCCGACACGUUCGCCUUCGCCACGGGAGCUGGCGCGCGUCACGGCAGCAGGCGUCGCCGACAUGGUGGACGAAUCAGUGGCCAUGGCGUUCGGGCACACGUGCGGGAGCAGCUACGUGCGCAUCCAGGCCGGCAGGGCGCCGACGCCGCUCCACGCUGACAAUGCGGCCGCGGCCGCCGGAGCGAUGCUGGCGCAGCGGAACGUGGAGUCGGUGCUGUUCCGAGGACGGCGGCUGUCGGAGCGGACGAACGCCGAGAAGGUGGACGCGCUGGCGGCGGAGCUGGUGAAGGAGCAGGAGCGCAGGCGGCGCAGCCCCCUCCCUAACGUGGCCAUCAAGCAGGUCGGCACGCCCCGGCUGUCGUCGGCGACCACUUCGUCGUCGGGCACUGCGACGGCGAGGACAGUGUCGACGAUGCCGUCGCCGGCGUCGUGGGAUUCUCGCCGGUAGACGUUGGGUAAAUUUAUUAGGCCGUGACGUGACGAGGAUCCUGUGUACAUUGCAUUGCAUGUCACUGACAAAAGGAUCUUUUGUUGUUUGCAAGAAAUAGGCACUAAACGUGCGGGAUGGAAAGUUUGGAAAUGAAAUUUCAAAUUUGUUUGCGA